AUUAAAUUCUAAACUUUUCAAUCAUAAAACCUUUGAUAUCAUCAUAACAUAAUCCUUUCUUUUUAAGUUUUGAUUAAGCAUAUUCGAGUUCAUCAUUAUAACUAUCAUCAUCAUCAUCAUGGCAUCAUUUUCAUUAUUCAUUAGUGGCCGUGAAGCAGAUGAGAUCUUUGAAGGUCAAGUUCACUUGUAUAAACACCUUUUUGCCUUCUUUGACUCUCUUUGCCUUAAGUGGUGUGUUGACCAAAGCAUACCAAACAUAAUCCACAGCCAUGGUCAACCUAUGACUCUUCAUGAGUUGGUGUCAACUUUGAAAGUUCCACUGGCUAAGGUAAGUGGUGUGCACCGUUUAAUGCGUUAUCUUGCACACAAUAGAUUCUUUGACAUAGUAAGAAUUAGCCAAGAAGAUGAAGAAGAAAAGGAAGCAUAUGCUCUUACUUGUGUCUCAAAGCUCCUUGUUAGAGGUAGUGAUUAUUGUUUAGCUCCAAUGGUUGACCUUAUGCUUGACCCUACUUUCUCAAGUUCAUACCAACAACUUGGGAAGUGGAUUCAUGAUGAGGGAAAUCAAACACCAUUUGCCGUCGCCAUGGGAACAGAUAUUUGGGACUUUCUUAGCAAAAAUCCCAAACAGAUGAAAUACUUCAAUGAUGCAACUGCUAGUGACUCUCAAAUCAUAAACUUGGCAUUGAGAGAUCAUGGUGUUAUCUUUGAAGGGUUGGAAUCAAUUGUAGAUGUUGCUGGAGGAACUGGAAUGGUAGCCAAGUAUAUCUCUGAGACUUUUCCACAUUUGAAAUGCAUAGUUUUUGAUCUUCCACAGGUUGUGAAAAAUCUUGAAGGAACCAACAAUUUGAGUUUUGUUGGUGGGAACAUGUUCCAAUCUAUUCCUAAGGCUGAUGCAGUUCUACUUAAGUAUAUUUUACAUGAUUGGGAUGAUGAUAAUUGCAUAAAGAUAUUGAAAAAAUGCAAAGAUGCUGUUUCUUCAAGUAAUAAUAAAAGAGGGAAAAUAAUUAUCAUAGAUAUUGUGAUAGAUGAUGAAAAACAAGAUCAGCCUGAAAUAACCCUAGCAAAGCUUCAAUUGGAUUUAGCAGUGAUAGCAAAUAAUGGAAAAGAAAGAACCACAGAAGAAUGGAAGAAACUCUUCAUGGAAGCAGAGUGUCAUCAAGACUACAAAAUUUCACCUUUAACCGGACAUAUGUCUCUUAUUGAGAUAUAUAUUUAAACAAUAAUGGUUAAAUGAAAUAAAUAAAGUUGUAAUGUCUUGAUGAAUAGUUUUUUAUAAUAAUAUGUAUAUCUACUAAAUAAUGGUGAAAGGCAAUGCAACGUGUGUCUUGAAUGAUUUUAGGUUCUAUGUAUUAAAUAAAGCCAAAGUGUAUG
This is a messenger RNA of Arachis duranensis, 1371 nucleotides long. Its product is annotated as isoflavone 7-O-methyltransferase-like. The coding region runs from base 119 to 1216 and encodes 365 amino acids. Gene Ontology annotation, biological process: methylation. Lineage: Eukaryota; Viridiplantae; Streptophyta; Magnoliopsida; Fabales; Fabaceae. The transcript is spliced from 3 exons. Gene Ontology annotation, molecular function: O-methyltransferase activity; protein dimerization activity; S-adenosylmethionine-dependent methyltransferase activity. The record is from RefSeq and is a predicted model, not a curated record.